AUGCUUAGAGUUGUUGGUUCAAGCGUAAAGCUUCCUGUGGUUAAUUUAACCUCGAGCAGGGGAAUUUCGGCAGGAAUUGUGAAAUUGAAUAAAAAAGUUGCUGGUCCUCCACCGGUGAUUACAGUGAAGAAAGAUGAGCCAUUGGUUACACCACCAAGUAUUGAGCCAAUUCCAAUCACAGAGGAGAUAGUUAUUGAAGAAAAACCUAAAAAGAAGUUUUCUUUAUUUGGUUUUUUGUUCAAGUCUACACUUUUACUUGCAGCAGUGUAUGGUGGUACUUUGUACGUAGCCACAAAGAAUGAUAAAGUGAUGGACUUUGUUGUCGAUAAUCAAUUGCCAUACCAUGAAGAAUUGCUUGAUGUGAUUGAGAACACCACUAAAGAAGACUUGGAGGAUGCUUGGUACAAUUUGAAAGGCAAGGCUUCAAACGUUAAAUUACCUACCAAGGAUGAUAUUGAACAAAUGACAACCAAAUUGGAACACAAGGGAGAAGAUCUUUUGAAAGAAACCAAAAAGAAAUUUACUGAGGCAACUGAAAAGGGAAGAAAAGGCACUGAACUCACGCCUGGUGAGCAGUUGCAAAGACCUGUUGAAGUAGAGAGUAUAACACGAAAUGUCACUCGUUUACCAUUGAUUGAGCUCAGCUCUGAUGUGGCAAACUCUGUCGAUUCCUCGGUUAGGCAAACAAUUGCAUCUUUAAACAAUUUUAUUCAAUCAAUUGAUGCUACUCCGCUUGCUUCCUCCAACACUGCCUUGGUUAAAUCCAUCGACGCUAGUCUCAAUCAACUUGCAAAGAAAUUGAACUCCUUAACCACAUCGUUCGAUGAAGAGGUCAAAAAUAAGUUGAAAAAGUCACAAACCGAGUUGUUUUCAGCUUAUACCAAGAAAGAAUUGGACUUGACAGAGAAUUUACUUCACCAAUACAAUGCCGAGAAGGCACAAUUGGAAAAAAAAUUGAACCAGCGAUUGGAGCAAGAGGUGAAGGCAACAAGGGAUGCCGUGAGUCAAGCAGCAACAAAUGCUGUUUCAAUGGUUAGAAUUGAGCAAACCAAGAGCUUUGAAAAAUUAGUGGCUGAAAAAAUCAAUGAAGAAAGAAACGGCAGAUUGGCAAAUUUGCAAAAAUUGAAUGACAAGAUUACCGAGUUGGAGAAAUUUGCAGUGUCCUUUGAAAAUCUGAUUGUAAAGACUCACGAAAGAAACUUGAUUCAAAGAUCAGUGGCUGCAUUAAAGAAUGCUUUAUUGGCGACACCAGACGUAGAUGCUACCCCAAAAAGCAUCACGCCAUAUCUUGAAACUUUGGCACAGAUAUCAACAAAUGAUGAAGUGUUGAAUUUGGCUUUAAGAGAUCUUGCUCCAUUGGUUUCCCAAGAAUCUACGCACUCUAUUUUGACAAAUGCACAAUUGUUGUCUAGAUUUGAGCAAUUGGCUCCUGAAUUAAGAUCCAGUUCAUUGUUGCCUCCAAAUGCAGGCUUAUUGGGCCACUUGUCUUCACUCGUUUUCUCCAAGUUGUUGUUGCCAGUAAAAGGUGUUAAAGCGGAUGGCAAGGAUAUCGAGUCUGUUAUUGCCAGAAUCGAAUCAAGCUUGGUUAGAGGUAACUUAGAUGUGGCUGUUGAAGAAGCUGCAAACUUGAAAGGCUGGACUAGAAGACUUGCAAACGAUUGGGUUGUUGACGCUAGAAAAAGGCUUGAAGUUGAAUUUUUGCUCAACUUGAUUGAAAGCGAAUCGAGGCUUUUGUAG
Messenger RNA from Lodderomyces elongisporus, 1737 nucleotides. RefSeq lists its product as uncharacterized. The record is from RefSeq and is a predicted model, not a curated record. The transcript has a single exon. NCBI's taxonomy places the organism in Eukaryota, Fungi, Ascomycota, Pichiomycetes, Serinales, Debaryomycetaceae. Gene Ontology annotation, biological process: cristae formation. Bases 1 to 1737 code for a protein of 578 amino acids. Gene Ontology annotation, cellular component: MICOS complex.